AUGAAACCGGACAAUAAAAAACAACCAUCACUACUAUUCACACCGAUCAAAGUGAACGGGGUAACACUCAAAAAUCGUAUAGGGGUGUCGCCAAUGGUCACGUGGCAGGCGGCGGCAAACGGUAUACCCAAUGAUUUUCACCUAGCACACUACGGUUCAUUUGCCCUGGGUGGAGCCGGACUGGUUAUGGUAGAGUGCACAGCAGUCGAGCCCCGGGGGCGCAUGGCAUCGGCCGACACCGGCAUCUGGAACGACGCGCAGGUGGACGCGUGGCGCCGAAUCACCAUGCUCAUUAAAUCGCAGGGCUCGGUGCCGGGCAUACAACUGGGCCACGCGGGCCGUAAGGCUAGUACUACUAAGAUUGUUAAACGAUCGUUGUCGGACCACGAAAGUGGUUGGCCUACCAUAGCACCCAGCGCUAUACCAUUUGGCGGUGCCAUCGAUAGGGUGCCCAUUGAGGCCACACUGGAGGACAUUGACGCUUUGCAACAGGCGUUUGUGUCGGCGGCCGUGCGCUCUGUUAGGGCAGGCUUUGAAAUAAUCGAGUUGCAUUACGGCCAUGGUACUUUGAGCAACACGUUUCUGUCACCCAUUUCUAACCAUCGCGUCGACCGAUACGGCGGUUCACUCGCGAAUCGGAUGCGCUUCGGCUUAGAGACAGUACGUCGGGUGCGGAAAGUGAUACCCAAAUCGAUGCCACUGUUUGUGCGGCUGUCGGUCACCGAUUACGCCGACAACGGCUGGUCAGUCGACGACAGCGUCGAGUUUGCCAAACAGUUGAGGGCCGCCGACGUCGAUGUGGUCGACUGCAGCUCCGGCGGUGUUGUCGACGGUAUUAAUUACACGCCUUAUAAUACACCGGACGUACAGCACAGGGCGUCGGCGAGGAUCCGGUCGGAGGCCGGUAUCGCCACCACAGCUGUCGGCAAAAUUGUUGACCCCUUGAAGGCCGAGGCGUUGCUUCGGGACAACAGCGCGACACUCGUAUUCAUUGGUCGGGCGCUACUAAACAACCCUCACUGGCCAUACACUGCGGCCGACCUCUUGGCCACCGAACACACCUUUAAAUAUCCCGAUUCCUAUGACUGGUGUAUCGGUUGGAAAGGGUUUUACAAAUGGCGGCAAUCAUUGCAGAAAGAUCAAAAUAAUAAUUAA
This is a messenger RNA of Medioppia subpectinata, 1155 nucleotides long. The record is from the annotation of a GenBank genome assembly. NCBI's taxonomy places the organism in Eukaryota, Metazoa, Arthropoda, Arachnida, Sarcoptiformes, Oppiidae.